This is a messenger RNA of Myiozetetes cayanensis, 8669 nucleotides long. RefSeq names its product proline rich 18 (gene PRR18). The transcript has 2 exons. The record is from RefSeq and is a predicted model, not a curated record. Bases 2333 to 3133 code for a protein of 266 amino acids. NCBI's taxonomy places the organism in Eukaryota, Metazoa, Chordata, Aves, Passeriformes, Tyrannidae.
ACGUGACUUUAAAGCUUCUUUGUUUUUGGUAUUUAGAAAAACUGUUCAUCCUGACUUAAACUGGUAACAGAUUGAAAUGAAAUACUUUAAUACUUUGCCUGGCUUCAGUAAGAGGUUCUCAUUUCUAAAUUUUUUAAAGAAAGAGCUAUUUAGUUAUUCUGGAGCAAAGUUAAAUCUGUAAUGGUUGAUAAUAUAUUGCAGAGAUUCUUUUGCACAGGAUAGAUAUGCUUGAUUCAUGUGUUCAAAACCUGUUGUUUUGGAAUUACAUUUUUCUGUUAAUCCACAAAUACAGAAGAAGGAAUGGCUUGUAAAGACAUGAGCUGCAGUGUCAGGAAGGGGAAAACCCCAGUCUUCUUAGUAUUCAGGGCUCAGACUAAAGAGAGGAAUUGCAGUACAAUACAUUCCUGUGAAUCUCGGUGUAUGUUGCAAAACAUAGCAACAUCUUUUGGGGAAACUGUAUACAGGGUGAUUGCAUUAUUUUGCAUCUAAACUGCCAACCAAGGAACACCUUUUAACCGAUUAAAACAACAAAUUGCUGUAAGGCAUCCUUCCUGCUGGUAAUGGGGGCCUGGGUAGUCCUGGCCCUGCAGCAGGCUCUUGGGCUUGCUAGUAACUGUGUGGUGUAGUGACGUGCUCCAGCUUUGCUCACCCCAGCACUUCGGUGCUGGAGGACCCUUGAGAGAACUUUGAGUUCCUUGUAGUUAUCAAUUUGCAUUGAAGUAGAACAUGCAUAGGUGGUGAUGGAUGUAAUCCAGGUUAUGGCCAUCACUGCGUCUUCCUCUCUUGCUGCCACUGAUCACAGCUGACAUCAAGGGGAUCCCUUCCCACUAGUCAGUCAGUGCUUCAGCACUGGGCUUUCAGUUGCUCCAGAGCUUGUUUUGCCCAUAAUCCAUCAGUUCUGAUGGUACACAAUUAAUCACUGUAAGUUUUAAUUAGAAUGGUAUUGGUUUUUCUGAUUUUUUUCUUAUUUAUUUAUGCACUAUGGUAAAUAAUGAAGUUAACGCUGCUCAGUUAACACUUAGAUCACCAGGAGAGAAAGGGUUCAAGAGCUGAGGUCCAAAAGUUCCAUGUACUGGUAGGCCCUUAUAUGCACUUUAAUGUUACAUUAUGUGCUCUUACUUGUUUUCUCUCCUGAAAAUGUAAGGAUUUACGUCCUCCAUCUGCAUACAGAGCACAUAUACUGUAUUGUUUUGUCUAUAUUUUUUGCUCCUCCACAUCCUGUCUUUCUUUAGUGAGUAUUCCAAAAGCUCACAGCUGAUGAAUCCUCGUAGUAUAAUACCCUUUAUGAUAGUGUGGAACCAUAGGUGUGAAGAUCUCUGUCUCAGUGGACUGCAUAUGUUUUGCCUGUCUUUUGAUAAAGUUUUGGUAUGCUAUGUAAAAUAGUACUUUGAAGUAAGUGCUGUAGAACUGAUAUGCCAUGACUACUUUGGCUAAAUUUUGGAGUGGUAGUAAUCUUGGAUUGAUAGGAAACAUGUUUACUUACUACUGUCCCAUGAAACCUCUACAAACUUCUGUUGUUGAGUAGGACUUGAAAGGAAAUUGCUGCCUUGUCCAUCAGAAAAAAAACCCCCAACCAACAAAACACAAAACAAAACAAAAAACCAAACAAAAAACAAAACCAACCAAACAAAAAAAGCCAAGAACCAAAACCCACAACAAAACCAAACCAAGAAACCACCCCAACAGCAGUGUUGAACUAUGCACUUUGUCUCAGUCACAGAUGGCAGUGAGGCUAGGAAGAAACACGUCCGGACUAUGCUCUUCCUGAGUAAGCAGAGCAGCUCUUGUCCUUAAAGGUGGUUGUGCAUUGGAAUUUGGUGUAGUAGCAAGUCUGCAAGAGGUCUGAGUGUGAGUGCACUCUUGUCUAGUCUGCCUAAUCUUAUUCACGGUAAUUCAAGUAAUCAAGGAGCUCAAAAUAUCAUUAAAGUUUUGAAGAGGGUGUUAGUGUAAUGUGACAUUAAAAUACUGCCCUUUCACAUUUGGGCGCCUGAGGACUCUGGGAAGAAUUUGAAGCCUGUUUGCCCUCGGGGCGUGCGUGAGCCCCACCGUACUGUUCUUUACCUUCGACUCUGCUGUGGGCCGGGCGGAAGAGGAUCGGGAGAAGUAGCACCCGCAGCGAGCUAAUGAGGCUCGUCCAGGAGGAACGGACAGUGCCGGCACUACCCCGAUCCCAGCCCGCACGCCCACCCCGCGCCGGGGAAGGGUGUUCCCGGGGCGGGCGAAGGGCGGGAAGGGGGGCGGGUUAUCGAGAGGGAAAAGCCACGGCGGCUGUCGGUGCGGAUCGAGCUCGCAUCUAACGCCGGCGGUCGGGGCUCCUUGUCCGCCUGUGGCCAUGGGGCUGCAGCCCCGGCGCGCCGCGGGUCCCUGCCCGCCCGCGGGGAGAGGCGCCGCCCUGCCCGGAGCGCGCCCCACGGCUCCCUGGGCCCGCAGCGAUGAGCCAGAGGGAGCUCCCGGCCGCACCGCCACCCUGCCGCCUCUCCUGCCGGCCCCCACGGCCUCCUCCGCUGCCGCCCGGCCGCAGCCCAAGAAGCCGCCGGCGGCCGCCUCGGCUCCCAAGAAGGCAGCGCCGCGGCCCGCGGAGGAGAAGGCGCCGAGGAAGGCGCGGGGAGCGCCCCCGGAGCGGCCGGGCCCCCUCUCCAGCUCCUGGCCCUGCUCGUCCCUACAGCGGCCGCCGCCGCGGAGGGUGCCGGCUGAGCGGGGAGCGCGGCCCCAGCCCGCCCCGCCGCAGGUGCGGGGGCGCCCGGGGGCGGGCAGCCGCUCCUGUGAGAGCCUCGGCGGGGGGCCGGGGGAGGCGGCGGGGCGCUUCUCUCUCAGCCUGCCCCCGGAGGCGAUCCGAGUGCUGCAGCGCCGCAGCCUGGAGCGGCAGCGGGGGCAGAUCACCCCUGCGCCCGGCGGCAGAGCGACCCUGGCCCGGCGCGGCGGCGGCGACCUGCGCGCCCUGCUGAAGGUUUCGCUGCUCAACGACCAGCACCGCUACGACGACGAGGAGUACGAGGAGGAGGAGGAGGCGGGGGCGGCAGCAGACGAGGGGCUGGUGCGGAAAUGCACGGAGUGGCUGCGCGGCGUGGAGAACGCGGUCGGCCGCGACCACCCCGAACGGCUGGAGACGCUGCCGCACCUCGGCACCCUCUGAGCCGCCCGGGACCGGGGCCGGGAGAGCGGCGCGGAGGGGCCUCCGGAUCGAGAGGUGGGGCCGCUGUCUGCAGCCGUCAUCAUAGCCUUUGUCGUGCCGUCGGCGCCGCGGGUUCCGCCGUGGGGCCGUUCGCGGAGCCCCCGGACUGGAGCCGAUCGGGGGGGCGGCGCCGCCGCUGGGGCGAGGGACAAAGGAGCGGCGACGGCCGGUGCUCGGAGGGAGGGCAGCUGGCUCUGGGCGUCCUGUCUCCACCCUUGGGGUUUUUUUAAGACUUACUUUAAGAGUACUUUAUAAGAUGUGCGUAAUGGUUUUGUAUAUUUGUACAUAAAAGUUCAUUUUUAUUUAUUUGAAUAAAUGACUCCUGUGUUGCGGUAGCCUUUGCGCCUUGCUAGCUUCGCGUCCCCAGUCUGGCGGUGUCCACCAGCGCGUGUUCGCUGUCUCGAUGUCCUCAAGGUAAGGAUGGCGGGCCGACCACCGUGGGAAGAGCCUGAUACCGUUGAAACCCAGGUUUGCUUGUUGAUUCAGUUGCCGCCAACUCGGCUCUAAAGAAGACGCUGUGGCGGAGGAGACGGUGCGGCACAGGCGAGAUAUCGAGCAGGUGGGGGCGAGCCCGUCCCUGCUGGGGGCAGAUGGUGGCGGGGGCGGCCACCGCGCCAGCGGGGAGCAUCCCUCGCAUGGACAAGAGGAGGAGGAGGGCGCAGUGCAGGCGGCCGUGGAGUGGGCAGAGGCUGAUCAGGUCGUCUGCGCCCGGGGCCGCGUCUGCGCCGGGCAACGGGAGGGGAGCGGCUGGGUCUGUGUGUGUUCAGCGCGAUUUCCCAGACAGUAAUUCAGACACAUCCGACCUUUCGAGCUGCUGCCAAUUUACGAGGUGGAGGAGGAGGGAAGGAGGGAGGGAGCGCAGCAGCAGCAUCCUUUGUCAGCGUCCCCCGGCCUCACAUUGCCAGGGCCCACCGCAGCCUUCCCUGCUCCGGGCUGUGACCGUACUUCGUGUUCAGAGCUCUGUGUGUUGGGAGAGGUGAGGAGGGCCAGCGAGAGAUUCAAAAAUUACCGUCAGAAAAGGAAAGGUAAAUCUUGAAUGGGCUGACAGUUGUCUCGGCCACCUACUGCCGAUCUCAUAUUGUUACCCGGCUUCUCAGAACAACAGUCAGACCUAAACAUUUACUGUGAUUCUAUAAAUGUUUUGUAAAUGAAUGUUUGAGCAUUUAGGAACCCGUUAAAUUGAAUUACUCUUAGCAGAGUAAAACAAAGAUCAGUGCCACAAAUUGGGCAUUAUACAUUUCACUUAGAUGCCAGUUGUUUACACCAAAUGACAUUUGUGUUGACUGUUCUAUUAAAUCAUAGAAGAUAAACCUUUCUAUAUAUUAGUUGCACUAUGUAGCAGUGUGCUACAUUUUGGUUUGUUCAAGCACUUUUUUCCAUUUUUUUAACCUGAAAUUUCAGGAAUUACAUGCUUUGAGAAAAUAUUUAUUUAUUAGAUGCAUUGAUUCCAUUCCAUGGCUAGGCUUCGCAAACGAAGGUUUGAGAAGGGCUCUACCCACGCUUGCACCAAGUGCGCUGAUGGUUAAAAAGGCCAGUGCAAGAUAGACAAGUCCGGUUGCAGAAGGUACAGCAGAAAGACUCCCCAGGUGGUAUCGAUGAGACGCGAUUCUUUCUGCGUUGUCUUUUCUCCUCGAGAGUGAUCCUGCAUGUGUUCUCAAAAGCAGCAGCAGCAUUAUAGAUGGUGUGUCUCCAGGCCUCCCGAUUGGAGGCCAGGGUAGACCAAUGGUGGUGAUCAAUAUGGCCAAGGCUGAGGGAUUGUUUCAGGCAGUCCUUGUAUCACCUCUUCAGGGCUCCUCUCUUGCGGCAGCCAGUGGCAAGUUCCCCAUAGAGCACGAUCUUAGGGAGGCGGUAGUCCUGCAUCCUGGAGACGUGCCCUGCCCAGCGCAGCUGUGUUCUCAGCAGCAUGGCCUCAGUGCUCGUGACUGCUGCCUGUUCAAGGACAGACGUGUUGGUCACAGCAUUGAUACUGCCAUUGAAAAAGUGAUGAACCACUGUAAGACGUGUGAAAUAGCUAUGCUCGUAGGCUGCAGAAGAAAGCAAGGGGCAUGAGAAUUUACAGAGUCUAAUUCUAUUUCAUUUACACAAAUGCAAAGAUUCAUUUGUAGUGAUAGCUUAUGAAAUACAUGCAUCUUCAUAUGCCUUUAGCUGAGUUUGCAUGUAAUUCUGCUGUAAUUAUCAAUUUUCAGUAACAUCUUCAAGCAAAUAUGCCUCAACAAUUGCAAAUUUCUUGCCAAAUUUAAUAUAUGAUGGAUUGAUGUAGACUAAUUUUUUAUUGUUGUUUUUCCAUCUUCUAACAAUAAGGAAAAUGGUAGUAGUUGAGCUAUAGCUGCAUUUUCCUUUUGUGUCUCUUUUGGAAAUGCAAGUUUACAAAUGAGCAUCCUGGACUCCUAACGUUGUUCCUUAUAAGUGCUCUAUGGUUUCUUAUCAGCUAUAAUCAGUAUCUCCAAUUGCAGCAAAAAGUGAUUCAUUCAUUAUGGGCUGAAGUAUGUUAAAGCUUGUGAGGCUGAAAGCUGCUUUGUUCAGAGCCUGAAGUGUGGCAAAAAAAUCAAUAAAUUUGAAUGCACAGCAGCAACAAAUACAGCAUGAGCUGAGGGAGUGUGAAAUUGAAGAAGACGGCCAAGUCUGACAAAGGAGGAACCUGCUCAAAGUAUAUUAGAAAGAAGAAUUUGAGAACUUGGGAAUUACCUUUUUUUUCCCCUGAAGAAUUGAUUAGAGCACUGCUGCCCAGAGGUCAUGCAGCUAGGAUCUUCUGUGUUAGGUCACUGUGCAUGGUAACUGGAAGUGGGACUGAGAUGAGCUCAUCCUGACAUAAGGUUAUGCAGUCCUGAUUUUGGGCCGGAUGUUAAGAGCCACUGGAUUUUCUGAAGUCAUAUAACUACUGACUGACUGUAAUACUACCUCCUUUACCAAAUGGUAACAUUAAGAUUUAUUGUUUUCUUUAUUUGCUCCCUUUCUGUUCUCUUUGAAUGAUAAAUGAUGCCCCUAGUGUUCUGAAUACUUUCAGCUGAAAUGCCCAUAAAUCUUAUAAGCAAUAUUAGAGGAAACAGAGGAAGAUACUCCCUUCAUACUAAUAGUAACUUCUGUUAAUUUUGCACACAGCUUACCUCUCAGUACUUUUUCAGUUAAAAAGAAAACUGUUGGGUUCUAAUAUCUAAAAACUGUAGAUAAAUUAAACAUAAUAAAACUAUUUAAGUCAUUAGUAUGUGUCACAAUGGACAUUUGAGCUCAGUGGCAGGCUUCAAAAGACCAAAAUGCCAGUGGAAAUUCAGACAGUGGUGAAAACACUGAAAUAAAUCAUUGCAUUUGUCUUAGUGCAGCAUCGCUACUGCUAUCUAAGAUCUAUUAUUUAAUUAUAUGGGAAUAGGCAUCAUAUAAUGAACUAAUCGACUGUUCCUUUCCUAGAUGAAAGAGAAAGAGCCUUCUGAACUGUUGAGAACCAAAACUUUCCAUCCCACUGGUCCCCAGUCAGCCUGAGCCUCCCUCCAUCUGAGACAUGGGUUCAGGAGAGAUUGCUAUUGGCAUGACUGGAAAAUUCAAGUGGGAUGCUGUGAAACAGCAUUUCUCCUUGUCACAUGUGCUCAACUAAGGUGAGAGGGCUUUCCCUGGACAAUAAGGCCACUGCUGCUUCCCCCCAGUUCUCAGCCUCUGGAGCUGCUCCAGUGUAAAUAUGAUAAGGUAAGAACCCUUCUUCUAUAUCGGUGAAAAAAUCAGGCAUGUUUAGGAAUACUUCUCAGAUGGCAUAGAUUUGAUUUUACCACAAGAACCAACAAGCAGCCUGGAAGUCACUACAUUUGCCUUUUGCAGUGUAUUAGCCAUCUCCAAAGUGCCUUAGCCUAAGCCUCCCAUUCAUAACCCUUUUAGCUGCUGAAGGAGAGUUAGGAGCAGCUGGUACCAUGGAUGCUUAAAAUAAUCAAUAAUUGCUUCAGGGUAGAUAGCUUCUUCCUCCAAACACAUCAGUAUGAUUUACAGUGGAAAAAAACACCCAACCAACACAUACUCUGAGUCUCUUUUUUUUUUUUUUUCUUUCAAGGUAGCUAAUAAAUAGUGUUGGACUUACUGCUGUUUCUUGGCAAGCCUGAGUAAACAGAGGAAGCCCACGUUUCCCUAACCAAACAGCCCCAGCCAUAAGCAUCACUGAGUUUGUUCUUGGGUUCUAGCCCAAAUCUCAGCUUUCCCACUCCACUGACAGUUAGUACCAUCUUUCAUCUCAAAGCUGGGGGGAGAGCAUUGUGUUGCCCAGCUUUUGUGGUUUUUUGCGUUUUUCCUCACCAGAACGCUUGUAAAGCUCAUGCAAGUGGUAUUCACUGAGCUCUUGACAGACAUCUCCACCUGCCCUUCCCAGCUGUGCCUAAGGGAUCUGACACACAGCUGGAUGGGAGCAUCAGUUUGUGGGCUGCUGUCCUGAGAGGACUAGUGGGGUGGUGUUUGUGUUGACCAGCAACUGUCCUUACAAUUGGGGGGCUCUUUCUUUGGUUUUGUGGGUUGUUUUUGUGAGGUACGUAAAGGCACAUUCUGUUUUCUCUCUUAAGAAAAGCCUCUUUUAGGUGGUGGUUUUGUAAAGAGAAGAGCUUUUGAGAAGGUUUGGCUUUGGCACUUCCUGGAAGAGAAAUCACUGCUUUGCAAUGACCAGAAUAUAGGGAAAACAUGACUGAACAUGACUGACUGAAUGAAUGCCUGCAACAGGACUGCUCAGCUGAUGGGCUCUGGUCUGGAUCUCACCCAGCUUCAGGACCAAGCAAGCAGAUGGAUGUGGUAUGGGUUAGGAGCUACUUCCAGAGAAAGAAGCUGUUUCCCAGUGAUAACAGUAAGAUGAGUGCAUAGACAAUCAAAUAAGGUCUUUUAGCCUCUUUUAAUUUUAUCAAAAGAGUUGUUAAAGGUUAUUUUUGGAAGGACAUUAUUUAAAAUCCAUUUUUUCCCUUCCUUGCAAUGUACGGUGAGGGCCUGAGAGUUCUGGGAUGGCUUAAAGGUUUCUUCGUUCCUUUCCCUCCCAACCCCCAUAAAAUGGAAGAUAUGAAAAACAUGCAGCCUGUGUUUUGCAGUCAGUUGUCUUGAGUUAAUGACUGUCCUGGUUUCGUUUGAGAUAGAAUUGAUUUCUUCUCAGUACGGUGCUGUGUUUUGGAUUCAGCAUGAGAAUAAUGUUGAUAACACACUGAUGUUUUUUGCUAAGUCCUUUUCAUCUUAAGUCAAGACCUCUUUAUGUUUCGUGCUCUGCCAGUGAGGAGGUACACAAAAUGAAAACUGGGAGAGAACAUAACCAGGACAGGUGACCAGGACAGGCCAGAAGGGUAUUUCAUACUAUAGAACAUCAUGCCCAGUAUAUAAACUGUGGGAGCUACCCAGAAUGGGGGCUGAUCUGGGUUUAGGGUCUAGCACUAGUCAGCAGGUGAUGAGCAAUUAUACUGUGUAUCAUUUCUUUGGUUUGUGGUUUUGUUUUAUUAAUUAUCAUUGCUAUUAUAUUUUACUUUGUUUCAACUAUUAAACUUUUCUUAACCUACAA